Molecule: messenger RNA, 1905 nt
Organism: Lutzomyia longipalpis
Lineage: Eukaryota; Metazoa; Arthropoda; Insecta; Diptera; Psychodidae
Product: probable tRNA (uracil-O(2)-)-methyltransferase
Exons: 2
Coding region: 126-1886 (586 amino acids)
Biological process (GO): tRNA methylation
Molecular function (GO): tRNA (uridine) methyltransferase activity; metal ion binding
Source: RefSeq, a predicted model, not a curated record
UUCCUUUUGGGUUGCAACUACCUGCUCGUACCCUCAGUCCAGGAAUUUUACUCACAAACAGCCGGGGCUUUUGUGAGUGAUUGUUACUGUGACAUUUAUGUGGAAUUCUCAAGCAAAAACACACGAUGAAUCUCUGUGAAAGAAUUGUUAAAAAGGUGCCAUUGGUGGUUGAGCAUCAGAGCUUCUGGAGCACCAUCCUCUUCCAUGCAUUUGGUCAGCACAUUUUAAACAGGAGGAUCAGUGGUGGGGUACUUCUGGGGAGUUUUGAGUGGCUUCCUGAGGCAGAUAACCUCAAAAAUGUUCUCCCAAUGCUACAGAAGCAGGAAGAUCUCACCAAGAAUGGUAUUCUUGGUUGCAGAGAAAAUUUCAAGUGCAUGGAAAUCAUUGAUACUGAAGAGUUUCAACGGGUUGAUGUUGCAUGCCUUAAAUCAUGCAUCCUUGCUUUUGAACUCCUUGGAAAGAGCAGGAAGAAUCCUAAACCUUUCCUCGUUGUCUUCAUUGAUGUUGCUGCAAUGAAAACUUCCUUUUUCACAUACCAACAUGAGCAGCAAUGUCUAAUCCUCAGAUCAGGCUACUACCUCUCCUACAAUUCUCACCAUUUAGAGCUGGGAGUUUACUCAGGAAGCGAGUUAGAUGAUGGAGAUUCUUGGUUUAAGUUUGUCUUCAGCAGAUUCGUCAAUAUGAUGACGAAUCCUAAACCAACGCAAAUAAGAUCCCUCACCUUGGUGGGAAUUGAGCCCUACAGCCGAAAGUAUCAGCAACUGAAGGAAAAAUAUGGAGAGGACCUUGUCAAAGGCUGGCUAGAAGUUACAGAUCCUCAGAAGUAUGUCUUUGAAGACAUAGCAAUUGCUGCAUAUCUUCUUGUCCUUUGGGAAAUGGAAAGAAAGCGCCUGGAAAUCACAACAUUCCAAUCCUUCAUUGAUGUAGGCUGUGGCAAUGGACUUCUGGUUUACAUCCUCACAUCCGAAGGACAUCCAGGAAUGGGUAUUGAUCUCCGGAAGAGAAAUAUUUGGGAAAAAUUUCCCAGCAAUAUUCGUCUCACGGAGAAAACUCUCAAUCCCAAGGAAAGCAACGAACUAGAGCCCACAGAUUGGAUUAUUGGGAAUCAUUCGGAUGAAAUGUCUCCCUGGAUCCCCGUGUUGGCUGCUAAAAAUUCCCCCAACUGCCGAUUCUUCCUCCUUCCCUGCUGCGCCUACGAAUUCAGUGGAAUGAAAUUUCAAAGAAGAGACUGCAAACUUUCCGUCUAUCAGGAUUUUCUCAAGUACACAGAAAGGAUCUCAGAAGUUUGUGGGAUUUCCACACAAAGGGAUCGUCUUAGAAUUCCAAGCACGAAGAGGAUAUGCAUUGUAGGAUACGCUAGAGAUCAUUUUGAUGCCGAAGAUCUAGGAAAAUUCAUUGAAAAUGAAUCCUGUGGGAAAUUCCAAGCAAGGGAAUCGGUGGAAAAGGUUAGAAAUUGCACACAAUUGCCCAAAAAUAUCACAAACCAAAUUGUAGAGAUUGUUUUUCGAGAACUCCUCAAUACUUCAUCAGGUCAAUCAGACCCAGAAAGAGGAUCUGAGUUUUGGAAUGCUGGAGGAGUUAUAGAUCUCCCCGAGCUUGCUGAGAAAAUCCCUCAGGACCUCUUAACAGCCCUCAAAGCUGAAUGUGGGGGUUUGCAGACAUUGCUUAGGAAUAAUCAUCAAAUAUUUGAAGUAGUGCAAGGUCAGGUGAAAAUCCGUGACCCACGAAAGGUCACGGAGGAUAAAAGAAAAUCCAAAAAUAGAAGAAAUAAUCGUCAAGUUAGCAAAAAAUUUAAGGAGAAAGACUGCUGGUUCUUUGUAAAUCAUCCUAAUGGGUGCCCUCUUGCCAACGAGGAUUGUACAUACCGUCAUGAGCAUGAAAAAUAAAAUUAUUUCUCUGAAUGUC